GCUCGCGAUACCUUGCUUCCCUCUGCAUCCCAACGCAAACCCCCGCUUUCGGAAGAACGCAGCUGCAGAAAGAUCUGAAAUUAGGGUGUCUCGUUUUUCCGUUAAGCCAUGGUUCUGAUCCUGCAUGCAGGGAAGACAAAUAAAAAUGCUUUCAAGGCACUCAUUGCUGCAGAGUACAGUGGUGUGGAUGUCAAACCGGCUGAGAAUUUUGAGAUUGGUGUAUCAAACAAAGCCCCUGAAUUUUUAAAGAUGAACCCUAUUGGAAAGGUUCCUGUGUUGGAAACACCUGAAGGCCCCAUUUUUGAGAGCAAUGCGAUUGCUCGUUAUGUUACCCGCUUGAAGGCUGACAAUUCUCUAUAUGGUUGUACUCUAAUUGAUUAUGCCCAUAUUGAGCAGUGGAUUGAUUUUGCAUCAAUGGAGAUUGAUUCUAACAUUUCAAAAUGGGUUUAUCCCAGGAUGGGAUUUGGAGUUUUCCUUCCUCCCGCUGAGGAAGCUGCAAUUGCUGCAUUGAAAAGGGCACUGAAUGCACUUAACAGUCACCUUGUUUGCAACACCUAUCUGGUUGGGCAUUCAGUGACCCUUGCUGACAUUGUUUUGACAUGCAACCUUUACCUGGGAUUCAGUCAGAUUAUGACUAAAAGCUUUACUUCAGAAUUCCCUCAUGUCGAGAGGUACUUCUGGACCAUGGUUAAUCAACCAAAUUUCAAGAAGAUACUGGGUGAGGUGAAGCAGACUGAAUCAGUGCCACCUGUCCAGUCUGCAAAAAAGCCUGCCCAGCCAAAAGAAUCUGCUAAACCCAAGCCAAAGGAAGAACCAAAGAAAGAGGCUAAGAAAGAAACCCCUAAGCCUGCUGAGGAAGAAGAAGAGGCACCAAAGCCCAAACCUAAAAACCCUCUUGAUUUGCUUCCUCCAAGUAAGAUGGUUCUGGAUGACUGGAAGAGGCUUUAUUCUAAUACUAAGACCAAUUUCCGUGAGGUUGCAAUUAAAGGAUUCUGGGACAUGUAUGAUCCUGAGGGGUACUCACUCUGGUUCUGUGAUUACAAGUACAAUGACGAGAACACGGUCUCCUUCGUUACUUUGAACAAGGUUAGUGGAUUCCUUCAGAGGAUGGACUUGGCACGCAAGUAUGCCUUUGGUAAGAUGCUGGUUAUCGGAUCUGAACCCCCAUUCAAGGUGAAGGGAUUGUGGCUUUUCCGCGGGCAAGAGAUUCCACAGUUUGUACUCGACGAGUGCUAUGACAUGGAGCUGUAUGAUUGGAAGAACGUUGACAUUGCAGAUGAAGCCCAGAAGGAGCGUGUCAGUCAGAUGGUUGAAGAUCAUGAGCCUUUUGAGGGAGAGUCCCUUUUGGAUGCCAAGUGCUUCAAGUGAAAAAACACAACUCUAUUAGCUAAGAGAUUUUUAUGUCCUUUGUCAUUGGUGUUUUUGUUAAGAGUGUCUUUCUUGUUUCAAAUAGACUGCAAGGUGACGGUAUAACUUAUAUCCCAUUUUUGAGUUAUUGAUUUAGAUAUCUUUCAUAAACCUAUAUAUCCUUUUAGUGCGGAUGUGUGACUAAAAAUUGUUUUUUUUU
Messenger RNA from Rubroshorea leprosula, 1567 nucleotides. The record is from the annotation of a GenBank genome assembly. Lineage: Eukaryota; Viridiplantae; Streptophyta; Magnoliopsida; Malvales; Dipterocarpaceae.